CACCAUUUUAGAGCAGUUACGCACGGGGGCGCACUGCAUAGAAAGACGCAUGCGGAUGAGCAAAGGAAAGUAUACGGAGAAAAUCGCAUGGAUAAAAACAUUGUUUUUCCAUCCAUAACGGAUAGAAAAAACUAUUGGGACGUCCAAGAGACCACAGAAAACUAAACACGCCGUCACGGAGGCUCUGGAGGAAAUACUCAGACGAAGUGAUGUGGAGAUUUCAACAUCCGAGGACAGCAGCAACUCCAUUGCAAAUUAUGACUCAGAGGAGGAGGAAAACUUUCGGUCCAACGUUGACCCUGUUUAUGAUCAUGAAGCCAGUUACACAGAUGAGACCCCUGGUGGAGCCCAUCCCAAAAGUGCAGCAGCCGCCCGGCAUCCAGCUGAAACAUCUCCUUCAAGUGAUGAAGAGUUUGUUCCAACUCGAAGCCAAACCUCCAGAAGCUCAUCCACCUCGAGGUCUGACACGCCUCUCACGGGGAGCCUCCGUGACAGGACAAACGUCAAGGUCUCCAUCCCCCAUUCCAGGAACAUCAAAACAGGCCAAGAGGACCCGGCAGGGAGGACGUGGAGCUGCAAGUAAACGGUCAAAACAGGCUGCAACCAGAUCUUCUGAUUCACUGGAAAUGUGGCAUACUGCAGAGGAGCCUGAUGUGGAGCCGACGUCACCCAAAUUUCAGCCGAAGCAUCCAGUGGGGCCCAGAAUCAACACCACAACAUCAUGGUCACCGCUGAGCCUGUUCAAGCUUUUUUUCAGCUCCAGUGUGUUGCACACCAUCAUGAACAAUACAAAUGCCAAUGCAGAGAAAAGAAAUGCAGCAGGAAUUAAAUUUAGGUGGUCUCCCCUCUCAGCACAAGAAAUGUGUGUGUUUCUGGCAAUCAUCAUUUUUUCUGGUUUGGUACAGGUGCAUGCAAGAUCAGAUAUGUGGUGUAAAGAGUGGCCAUACAACUUUGGCUUUCCUGGAAGCAGCAUGACCAGGGACAGAUUUGAGGCCAUUUUUUGGUCUCUUCAUCUUUGCAGCAUUGAAGAGGAUGAAGCCAAUAAACGAAGAAAAGGAACAUCAGCUCAUGACCGGCUUGUCAAAAUAAAACCACUCUACAAUCAGAUCAUUACUGCAUGCACGUCACUAUACCAACCAGGGAGGGAAAUCACAAUCAACGAGAGGAUGGUGGCAAGCAAAGCCAGAAUUGGUUUCAGACAAUAUAUGAAAGACAAGCCGACCAGGUUUGGCUACAAACUUUUUGUGCUUGCAGAUUCCAGCACCGGUUAUACUUGGAACUUUUUCAUCUAUCAAGGAAAAACAACAAAUCCACAGGGUGAGGGCCUCACUUACACAUCUGUAAUGGACCUGAUGAACUUCAACCUGCUGGGAGAUGGCUAUCAUCUUUAUGCUGACAACUUUUAUUUAAGCUCUGCACUAUUCAACAAGCUCUCUGCCCACAACACAGUGGCCUGCGGCACCAUCAGACAAACAAGGAUAGGAUUCCCAACAACAACUGUGAAUGACUUGCCAAAGAAAGCUGAGAGGAGAGACAUGAGGUUGAUGAGGAAAGACAACCUCCUCUUCGUGAAAUGGAAAGACACCAAGGAGGUAACUGUGUGCAGCUCUUUCCACAAGGCUUUCACUGGGCACACCGCACAAAGGAGGGUGAAGGAGGCUGGACAGUGGCAAGUGAAGAACAUCCCUAUCCCUGAUGCUGUGAGGGACUACAAUAUACACAUGGGUGGAGUGGACCUUUCCGAUGUCCUAAUCCAGUAUUACUCUGUCCAUGGAAAGACAAUGAAGUGGUACAAAACUUUUUUUUUUUUUUUUCACCAUUUCCUGCACAUCGCCAUUGUGAACUCCUUCAUCCUCCACAAGCAGCUGGUCAUCGGCAGGGGCGAGACUCCCAUAACUCAAAAAAGAUUCAGGGAAGUCCUGAUGAAGGAGCUGAUGGAAGAAGGUGAAGCCAUAGCUGCUUCUUCUUCCCCCCAACCCACCCCCAGCACCAUCUGCCUCCCAAUAUACUUUGGGGGAACAGCAACAGAGGAUCGGAGAGUUUGCGUGUGGUGCAAAUCCGAGGGGAGGAAGAUGAAGACACCGAUGUGUUGCAGCAAGUGCAAUGUGGCCCUCUGUCUCACCUCAGCGAGGAACUGCUUUCGUGAGUUCCACCUGAAACAUUGUCCUCAGCUAAGUUACUGAGCUGUAUUUCAGCAUACACUAGCGCGCUCGUUGGGAUGUCACUUAUUUUUUUUUUACAUAUUGCACAGACUUUACUUUCGUCUGACAUCCCAGCAUAUUUGACCAUUUUUUGUUAUUGCUCAUUACUUGUUCACUUUGUUCAAUUUUUUUUAUUGUUUGAUUUAUACAGUUUAUGCACAUGUUCUGAGUGUUUACAUAUUGGUAGUACAUUCAUUAGU
Salarias fasciatus (jewelled blenny) is the source of this 2401-nucleotide messenger RNA. RefSeq names its product piggyBac transposable element-derived protein 4-like. Lineage: Eukaryota; Metazoa; Chordata; Actinopteri; Blenniiformes; Blenniidae. The record is from RefSeq and is a predicted model, not a curated record. The transcript has 3 exons. Bases 210 to 2183 code for a protein of 657 amino acids.